GGUCUUUUAGUAGCAAAGCAAACACAGGAAGAAUGGGAGGAUGUGCUUAGACAUAUCAAAUCAUACCUUCAUGCAGAACAAAACUUAAGAGUCAACAAAGUUUUAGCUUUAAGUUAUAAUGAUUUACCAUGUCACUUGAAACCAUGCUUUCUAUAUUUAGGUCAUUUUCCAGAGGAUUUUGAGAUACCGACAAAAGAAUUGAUUCGAAUGUGGAUGGGAGAAGGAUUUGUAUCAGAAAUUCAGCACAAUAGAGGAAGAGAGGAUACAAUGGAUGAUGUGGGACACCGAUAUUUAAGGGAGCUAGUGCAAAGAUGCAUGGUUCUGGUGGGGAAAAUGGGCUCACUUGGAAAGAUUAAAACUUGUCGAAUGCAUGAUCUUAUGCGAGACUUUUGCGUAUCAAAAGCCCAAGAAGAAAAUUUUCUCCAUAUUAAUAAUAUUCUUUCCUUGAAAUUGUGUGAAGUGCAAAACAAUAAAGUUCGAAGACUUGCUGUCAUUUUGGAAUCAGAUGAAAAUUACAUCGAGGGAGUUAAAUUCAAUGAAUAUCCUUACCUCAGGUCUCUUCUCUACCUUCUGCCUUAUCGAAGUUAUUCUUAUUUUAAAGAGUCAUGUUUCAAGAAAUUCAAGUUGGUUAGAGUCUUACAUCUGAAAAAUUUUCAAAAACACAGCCGCAAAUUACCUAAAGACAUUGGAUGUCUCAUCCACUUGAGAUAUUUAUCUCUCAGAAAUAGCAAUAUAAAUAAGGUGUCAUCAUCUAUUGGCAAUUUAAGGUGCCUGGAGACACUAGAUUUGCGGAUCUUCUCCAAACCAAGAGUGCCAAAUGUGUUCAAGUAUAUGAAACAAUUGAAACACCUUUAUUUACCUUGCAGUUAUAGAGUAUGUUGUAAGUUGGAACUGGGUAAUCUUAAUUAUUUGCAAACAUUGGUGAAUGUUCGGCCCAAAACCAUCCAAAUUCCCACAUGGUUCAAAUUUAACCUUCUUCAGGUUCUUAAAGUGAGGAAUAAAAAAGGGGCCCAAGAUGCAAUACAAAUGCUAAUAUCAAGGUGUCCACUUAUAGAAAAGCUACAUCUCUAUGGACAUUUAAAGAAGCUUCCAGAAGCUCACCAAUUCUCUCCAAAUCUCGCCAAGUUGACUUUAUCGGGGACUAAACUUGAGGAAGACCCAAUGGAAACGUUAAAGAAGUUACCCAACUUAAAAAUCCUCUGCUUCCGUCAAGCGUUUGAGAAGAUAUCCAAAUACGAAUCCGUUGGACGUGCGAGCUUUAAUGGGAAGAAUAUGGUUUGUUCUAAAGGAGGAUUUCCUUUGCUUCAGUAUCUUUUCCUUGGGACGUUGUACUACUUAGAGGAGUGGAGGGUGGAGGAAGGAGCCAUGCCUAGUCUCUGUCGUUUGGAAAUUGAAUUUUGCUCGAGAUUGAAGAUGAUCCCCGAUGGAUUGAGGUUUAUCGCAACCCUCCAGGAAUUGAAGAUCAUAGACAUGCCAAAGCCAUUCAUAGAUAGUCUUAACGAAGGAGGACCAGAUUUUGACAAAGUCAAACAUGUGCAUUCCCUUGUAUUAAAAUCUUUUUGCCAGAGAAUGAUAAUCGUUAGCAGCUAACAAGGUGAAAUUGUCCAUGGUUUGAUAUGCUUGCACAGAUUCAUCAAACAUAUUCUCCGAUGCCUAUGUGUAGUGAUGUAAAUAAUUG
This is a messenger RNA of Quercus lobata, 1678 nucleotides long. RefSeq names its product putative disease resistance protein At1g59780. The coding region runs from base 208 to 1590 and encodes 460 amino acids. Gene Ontology annotation, biological process: defense response to other organism. The transcript has 2 exons. NCBI's taxonomy places the organism in Eukaryota, Viridiplantae, Streptophyta, Magnoliopsida, Fagales, Fagaceae. The record is from RefSeq and is a predicted model, not a curated record.